GCGCAUGUCAUCACAGUGUUGUAUAGCUAUAACAGAUUUCCUAAUCUGAAGUCGUCAGCUUUGACGGCUAAUAUCUCGAUUCACAGAACAGAGCAACGCUUUUUUCUACCAGAUUCUUUCAUUCACUACGGAGCUGAACCAUAUACUUCAUUAUCCUCCUUAUUUUUAAGUUGCCUCGAAGAAAGCGAUAUCAUGAAUGUUCUUACACGGUGUCCUGGAUUAUACUGCGGCAGGGAAUUGCUGCCAGAUGGUAACUGGAGCAGUUGUGGAGCUUGUCCACGCGGUUUCCGCGCCAACGCUUCAUCGGCAUGUGAACCCUGUGAGGACGCUCCGAUGUUCUACGAUUGGUUGUAUCUAGGCUUUAUGGUCCUGUUGGCUUUAGUCCUGCACUGGUUCUGCAUCGAUAUGAUUGCCAUGCGUCGUAAUAUACCCAAAGAAGUGAUCGCCCUUCAUCUCUCUGCACUAUUUGAAGUAGUCUUGGCGUCCCUCAUAGUCCUUCAGUUAACAGAUCCCAUUGGAUCGUUCAGCGUUAAAUCAUGUAAAGCAAAAAAAUUAUCAGACUGGUAUACACUACUGCAUAAUCCGAAUCCUAAUUAUGAAGUAACUUUACAAUGCACGCAAGAGGCAGUUUAUCCAUUAUACACUAUGGUUUUUGUCUUCUACGCUUUAGGAAUAAUUCUCAUGCUAUUAAUAAGGCCAUUAAUAGCUAAGAAAUUUUUGCCCAAACAGGGCAAGUUUACUAUUUAUGCAGCGUUGUAUUUCUAUCCAAUCCUUGCGUUGCUCCAUGCUGUAGGAGGAGGUCUAAUAUAUUACUCUUUCCCUUAUAUUCUUAUUAUCCUGUCGGUGCUUUCAAAUGCAGCACAUUUUGCAUUUAAAUUGAACCAAACAGUAAAGUCAUUAUUGUUGAGUUCCGUCUCAGAUAUAAAGAAUGUGAUUGUCAUUCUGGGUCACUGGUUGCUGCACGGAUACGGCGUGAUAGCGAUUGCAACUCUUCGAGAAAUCACUAUUCAUCCCACGAUGUUACUUCUAGUUGUCUUGCCUGCUCUAUUUUAUAUUAUAACAGCGAAGUUCACUGAUCCACACAAACUGCAUAUUGAAUAAGUCUCCCAAUAUAAAUACAUAUAGAUACAUAUAAUGUUUAUAUAUAUCAUCU
Molecule: messenger RNA, 1153 nt
Organism: Cyphomyrmex costatus
Lineage: Eukaryota; Metazoa; Arthropoda; Insecta; Hymenoptera; Formicidae
Product: JNK1/MAPK8-associated membrane protein
Exons: 3
Coding region: 193-1101 (302 amino acids)
Biological process (GO): ERAD pathway; response to unfolded protein
Cellular component (GO): membrane
Molecular function (GO): ubiquitin protein ligase binding
Source: RefSeq, a predicted model, not a curated record